AGUGAUGUGAGCUGAUUCACUCUUUUGUUUCUACUUUACCACUGUUGACACUGUCCCUCCUUACUAAACAUAGUAACAUCUCAAGUUUAGCGUACUGUUUCUAAUAUUCCUUCCUGGUUUGUGCAAGAUGGAGGAGAAGAGGAUAAGAAGAAGGUAAAGAAGUUGGGGUUGAACCCUUUUGCAAAGGAGUUCAAAUCUUAAAAUCCAACUGAGGCAAUGGAGAGCGUUUUUGUAGCAAAUAAGUUCCACAAACUUGUUACUCAUGAACGGAAGAACAUAAUGUAUCUGCGGAGAAGGUCUGAUGAUAAUAUCAACAAAUGGGUUAAGGUUCCACUACCUCCAUUUCCUCGCAUUCUUCUCAGAUUUUCUGGGAAUACCUCUUUGAUCAUCCAAAAUAUCCCAAAUCGAUUAAGUAGGGAGAUGUUGAUUCAGUUGCUAGAUGAGCAUUGUGAGGAACAGAACAAGAUCAUAUUGGGAUUAAAGAUUAAUCCUCCAACUCCUCUCUCUGAAUACGAUUUUGUGUAUCUUCCUGUAGAUUUCAAAUCCAAUCUGAACAAGGGUUAUGGGUUUGUGAACUUCACAAGUUCUGCUGGAGCUUUUCGGUUCUUUAGAUCUUAUGACAUGCACAAAUGGGAUAUUUUCCAGUCAAGGAAGACCUGUGAGAUUGAUUUUGCUAAAAUUCAGGGAAGAGAAAACUUGGUGAAACAUUUCAUGAAAUCAACUUUCAUAUGUGAUUCAAAAGCCUACUUGCCAUUGCAGUUCUUCCCACCUCGCAAUGGCUUCUUGUACCAAACUACCAUUGGAACUGUUGUUGGAAAAAAGAAUGGUUCCUUUUCAGAAGUGCAUGGAAAGAGGGAAUAGCCAGUUUGCUCCUUCUCAAAAUAGUUUGAAGAUCUGGACAAGGUUAGAUCCUAAACGUCCACCAAGACAGUUAAAGCAAAGUCAGAAAAACCAAAAGAGGACACCUAAAGGUUUAAGGUUUAGAAGAAGAAAAGAGGUGAUAUAGCUGGUGAUGAUUAGGGUGUUUUUUUUCUCAUUUUUUGGGGUUAUCUGUUGAAGAUGAGGAGUAGGACACCUGUGUUUUGGUUCCAUCCACAAGUGGGUUUCAUUGGCAAUUAUGGAUGUCAAUGAUGCAUUGGGGAAGGAAGUGGAAAUAUGGGAGAGAUCCUCUAGUAGUUGAAACAUCUGUUAUAAUUAUUGUUGUUGUUCUACCUUAGUAGUGUAAGUGAUGUCUGUAGUCUAAACACGAGUUCACUCAGUAUGGGAUGAGUUACCUUAAAACAGUUAAACAAAUUCCGUGGUGGUUGCUAAUUUC
Macadamia integrifolia is the source of this 1315-nucleotide messenger RNA. Its product is annotated as protein terminal ear1 homolog. Gene Ontology annotation, molecular function: RNA binding. Bases 217 to 861 code for a protein of 214 amino acids. The transcript has 4 exons. Lineage: Eukaryota; Viridiplantae; Streptophyta; Magnoliopsida; Proteales; Proteaceae. The record is from RefSeq and is a predicted model, not a curated record.